AUGCCAAGAGAUGAUACUUACCUCGUGUAUGGUCAUAUGAGGAGGGGGCACAGCCAUGGCUCCGUCACAGCUGAAGAGGCCGCGGGGAUUGGCAUCCUGACGGUGAUCUUGGGGGUCCUGCUCCUCGUGGGCUGCUGGUAUUGCCGUCGACGGCGGGGAUACAGAGUCUUGAGCGACAAAAGCCUUCAUGCUGAUGGUGAGAGUGCUCUGCCUGAAAAAUCCCUGUGCAAGGAGCCUGCCCGGCAGGACAGCAAGCUACCUUCUCAAGAGCACAGCCGUGCGCCUGUGGUCCCCAAUGCUCCACCUGCCUACGAGAAGCUGUCUCCAGACCAGGCACCGCCGCCCUACUCACCAUGA
Elephantulus edwardii (Cape elephant shrew) is the source of this 357-nucleotide messenger RNA. RefSeq names its product melan-A (gene MLANA). The record is from RefSeq and is a predicted model, not a curated record. Gene Ontology annotation, cellular component: trans-Golgi network; melanosome; endoplasmic reticulum membrane. The transcript is spliced from 4 exons. The coding region runs from base 1 to 357 and encodes 118 amino acids. NCBI's taxonomy places the organism in Eukaryota, Metazoa, Chordata, Mammalia, Macroscelidea, Macroscelididae.